AUGCUCAAUGCCCAGGGGCUGCCGGUCCCUCACUGGACAGUUACAAACAAACUGAUCUCCUACCAGGACUCCAACUACAGGCGCUCUAUUCCAGCUGAAGAGCGCCUGUCCAUCUGUCUGCGGUUUCUUGCCACUGGGGACUCCUACAGGACCAUUGCGGGGAGCUUCAGAGCGGGCAUAUCCACCGUCUCCAUGCUCAUCCCAGAUGUGACUCCACUGCGACUCCACUCCAACUUCAGGAGAGGAAAGAGAGAGAGCAGGAACUGA
This is a messenger RNA of Knipowitschia caucasica, 267 nucleotides long. Lineage: Eukaryota; Metazoa; Chordata; Actinopteri; Gobiiformes; Gobiidae. The record is from the annotation of a GenBank genome assembly.